AUGCCAGAGCCUGAUGAUUCUGCCGUCCAGGAAAGAGUUGCUAAUGACGGCAGCAACGCCAAUAGUGGUCACUGUUUAGAAGUUUUUCUCGCCAUGUAUGCCUCGCAAUGCAAAAAGUCUGCCACCGAGAUGAACCCUCGUGCGCUGCAGGCUGCUGUUGCGAUGCAAGAAGCUAUUGACCAAUCAAAAAGGGAAGUAUCCGACACGGGCAUAAAUGCAAUAGGGGCAACAUAUACUCUCCAUGCCGUGCCACUUGGCCUUAGCGGCUCACAGACACUUUUCCCAUCCAUUGCUUGCAUGCCUCUUGUCAAGCUCGAUCUUACUGACUGCUAUUUGGGCGAUGCAGGCACUCGCACCCUGGCAGAGUUGUUGAGCACAAGUUCCCGUUGUGGACAUGUGAUGCGCGUUAUUUAUCUAGGUGGUGUUGGUAUCACAGAUGCUUCACCGCUGGCGUGUUUCGUGACAGCAGCCUAUCAUUUGCAGCUGCUUGAUGUCUCUCGCAACAGAAUUGGUACACAACCACAUGGCUUGGCGGUGCUGUGCGCGGCGAUGCAGCACCACAAAUCGAUACGGGAGGUGAAUCUGAGUGACAACCUAAUAAGCGGUUCGUGCACCGUGAGUGUGCGGGCAAUUGCGGAGUGGGUGGUGUGCGCUGGCCACGGCGACGUUUUGCAUCGCAUUGAUUUGCGUUUUAACACGAUGGGGAUGCUGCGGGAGGUUGGCGGUGUUGCCGUUCCGGCAACGACGAAAGUGACACGCCUCAUCUAUGGCACACAUUCACUUGUGGAUGCGCUCUUGUUUAACAACACACUGGAAUCCCUUGAACUUUACGGCAACGCUCUUUCAGCCGAUGUUCUUGAUGUCGUGGGAGCCAAGUUGGCUGUCAACAAGCGUACGAAGGAGAUUCUUCGUAAAUCGCUCGCGCAAGUGGCGUAG
Messenger RNA from Trypanosoma rangeli, 936 nucleotides. RefSeq names its product leucine rich repeat containing 45. Bases 1 to 936 code for a protein of 311 amino acids. Gene Ontology annotation, molecular function: protein binding. Lineage: Eukaryota; Euglenozoa; Kinetoplastea; Trypanosomatida; Trypanosomatidae. The transcript has a single exon. The record is from RefSeq and is a predicted model, not a curated record.